CAGCAGCAGGAGACGAAGCAGGAGGGCAGGCUCCUUCUUGGCCAUUGGUUAGCCUCCUGCCCAUCGGGAGGCGGGGCGGGAGGGCUCUGAGGGUUCUCUGAGAGGCUGCUCUGCUCCCAGCCAGAAGAAGGAAGCAGCGCAGAGCCCCAGAGAUCUAUAAAAUUUGCUAUUGUUUACAACAGAUGGGUUAAAAACGAAUAAAACUAUACUGUUGCAUGUCUCUCAGUGGAGUGGGAAGUUACAGGUGCACUAGCAGCACUUGCCAUUUUAAUGGGCAGAACUGUUUGGCAAUUGCUAUAACAUACAUGUGAGUAUAUAUCAUUUACACUAUGUCUAAGAAGAGUCGCACAAAGGUAGAGAAGGCUGACAUGGAGGCUGAAGCUAUCCAAGCGUCUCAUGAAGAACUGCGGAUUAAAUUUAACAACAUCCAGACUGAAUAUCAGCAGGAAAAAGUCAAGGUGGGUAAACUGAGAGAGAAGUUGCAAGAAGUGAAACAAGAGGGAGAACAAGUUCAGCACAAACAUAAAGUCUACAUAUCUGAAUUGAAGGCUAAACUCCAUGAAGAGAAAGUGAAAGAACUCCAGGCUCUCAGGGAAAUACUGAUUAGACAGCAUGAACAAGAAGUGGCUCGUAUGAUGAAAAUAAAAGACAGUGAAAUUCAGAGAUUGCAGUCCACAGUGAAUAUGUUGCAAGAUGGAGCAGCUGACAAAGUGAAAACUGUCUUGUUAAAUGAAGCUAGGGAAGAAGCCCGGAAACUAUUUGAUAGUGAGCGGAUAAAAAUGCAGCAGGAGAUACUAGAACUCAAGUCAGGGAAGAAACAGUUAGAGGAAGCCUUGAGUAACAUCAUGCAGGCAGAUAAAAUGAAGGCAGCUGACCUGCGCAUUGCCUACCAAUCACAUCAAGAUGAAAUUAAUAGGAUAAAGCGUGAAUGUGAAAAGGACAUCCGCAGGCUGAUGGAUGAGAUAAAGAGCAAAGACCGAGUGAUUCUGGCUUUGGAGAAGGAACUUGGUGCCCAAGCGGGCCAUACACGAAAGUUGCUGCUCCAGAAAGAAGCUCUGGAUGAGCAGCUUGUUCAGGUCAAAGAAGCGGAACGAUACCAUGGCAGCCCAAAGAAAGAACUUCCUCUUGGAGCAGGAGAGAUAAAUGAACUGGUAGGAGGCCCAGAGCAACAUACAGAUGAGCGAGACAUACGGAGAUUUCAACUAAAAAUUGCAGAACUCAGUGCUAUAAUACAGAAGCUAGAAGACAGAAACACACUUUUAGUAGAUGAAAGGAAUGAACUGUUGAAACAAUGUCGAGACACAGAAGUACAGCUUAAGCCACUUGUAGAAAAAAACAAAAGACUGACUAAAAAAAUUGAGAAUAUGUUGCAGAAUAUACAAAGAAUGGAGGAAAAAAUUAAAAACCUUUCCAGGGAAAAUAUGGAAAUGAAAGAAAAGUUAUCUGUUCAGCCAACCUUGAGAAGGCAUACUUCGUUGAAUGACAUCAGCAGCAGACGGGAAGAAAAGGAAAUUGAAUUUCUUAAACUACAGAUCAUACAGCAGCAGCAUCUUAUUGAUAAUCUCACAGUGGAACAGGAGCAAUUGUUACACUCUAAGAAACAGAGAAGAAAAUCUGUGAAAUCCCCAAAGAGUCAUGUUGUGGAGACAUUUUUUGGAUUUGAAGAAGAAUCAGCUGAUUCCGAAGCAUCAUCAGUGACUUCCUUUACCACAGAUAAAACUGACAGGACUCCUGAUGCACCAAAAGAUUUGGAAUGUAUACAUGAACAACUAGAAGGAGAUCUUUUCAAAUGCCAAGCAAAAAUUGAAGACUUAAAGAAAGCUCUUACUGGGAAAGGACAGGAUUCUAAGGUGAUAGAAGAAAAACAAGUACUUCUCAGGACAAAUCAGAAAUUACUAGAAAAGAUUUACAAAAUGGAACUAGAAAAAAACUGGCUUAAAAAUGAAAUGGAGGAUGCCAGAGAUCAAAAUGAGCUCCUGGAAUUCCGUAUCUUAGAACUGGAAGAUGGUUCCCAUCAUUGGUUUUGCUGCUUAUACAAGGGACUAUGUUACAGGAUAAGUAUUUCUUUUAAAAUUUGGUACUUAGAUGGGAUAUCUGAUACCAAGAACAUAACACAACUAGAGAUAUUGGAACUCAAAUGGAUUCAUAGUUGGUGAUCUGAAUCCCCAUUAGCCUUAUGUGUGAGUUGGCUGUUUUGAGGUUUUUAUUGCUCUUCUACACCCUGGGUUUUCCCUAGGUUCUUUUCUUGAGUCUUGGCAGGAUGAUUCUCAUUACCAGUUCAGCUGGUUAUAUAAGACACUCUGUGAGCAGGACAAGAUCAUUGCUACUUUUGAAUUGAGUGCAGUCACAUUGUGUGAGCUGAGGAGUUGAUGUAUGUAUAUAUAUAUGUUGGCAGGCCACUGAGGAAGACUGUAGUCGAAACGCGUCUGGCCUUGAGUUUUUAUUAUUACUAUCUCAGUUUAUUUUCUGCAUUUGCAUAAUUUUAAGUGGGGUAUUUUUACCCAUUUAGAUAUUUUACUGGCCUUUUUCUUCCAGGGUUCAGUUACUCUGCCCUUGAAUUUUGAAAUUUUUAUUAUCAUUAUAUAUUCACUCUUUGCAUUUGCAGACUUUUUAGUGGGAUAUUUAUACCCUUUUAGGAAUAAUACUGGCUUUUCUGCUCCAGGGUUCAGUUAUUAUCUUAUUUCUUUAUACAAUUGCUUUUUUGUAAUUGGAAGUGGGAUACAAUUUAUCCUGGCUAUUUACAUUUUUUGUUAGAACCCUUCAGUUUGUUUUGUUUUAUAUAUCUUGGGUUUUUUUGGUUUUAGAGACUUCGGUUGGUUUAUGAUAAAAUAACAAACCUGACAGGAUAAUUUUAUUGAAAUAUUAUGAAUGAUGAUUUGAGGUGCUACCUUUAGAAUUCCUCUUGUGAGAAACAAACGGAAGUAACUUGCUUCAAUUAGAAUUACAUUUAAUUUCCUCUUCAUAAUAGAUAUAAUCCUUUUUUUCCUUUUCUUUUUGGAAAACAAGACCAGACUACCAUGGUUUUGGAAUAUGUGAAUGAAUUGUACUGACUUCACUUGCUUCUGUGCAUGCUUGCCCAGUAAAUCAUUUUAAUUCUUGAAAUACUGUAUAUCCAAAUUGUUUAAAUGUUGUGUGUAUGGCUUGGUACCUUUAUAACCAUAUUGAACAAAAUUUUCCCUUAGGAGACAGAAUGAAGAUCACUGACUUUUCAACUCUAUGUAAUUAUUGCCUUCUCUGAAAAGAAGAAGAAGAAAAGAAAGAAAGAAAGAAAGAAA
Molecule: messenger RNA, 3275 nt
Organism: Sceloporus undulatus (fence lizard)
Lineage: Eukaryota; Metazoa; Chordata; Lepidosauria; Squamata; Phrynosomatidae
Gene: JAKMIP1
Product: janus kinase and microtubule interacting protein 1
Exons: 14
Coding region: 330-2156 (608 amino acids)
Molecular function (GO): kinase binding; microtubule binding; GABA receptor binding
Source: RefSeq, a predicted model, not a curated record